Messenger RNA from Hippoglossus stenolepis (Pacific halibut), 2482 nucleotides. RefSeq names its product SURP and G patch domain containing 1 (gene sugp1). Gene Ontology annotation, cellular component: nucleoplasm. Gene Ontology annotation, molecular function: RNA binding. NCBI's taxonomy places the organism in Eukaryota, Metazoa, Chordata, Actinopteri, Pleuronectiformes, Pleuronectidae. Gene Ontology annotation, biological process: RNA processing. The transcript has 14 exons. The coding region runs from base 117 to 1994 and encodes 625 amino acids. The record is from RefSeq and is a predicted model, not a curated record.
CCGGAAGUGUUGUCUGUGCUAUUGUUAGCGUUUGUCAGCCUCUAAGUGAGCUACUCGUUAGCAUUCUCGGUCUGUGAGCGUUGGUUUCGAAGUAAAUUCUUCAUUCUGCCACGGUCAUGGAGUCUGGUGAUGCAGGCCGAGGAGGAUGGAAGUCCAAGACUGUCCAGCCACAGAAAAGCAAGAUGAGCAUGAACAUUCUCCGUCAAGAGAAGCUUAUAGCUCAGAAGAAGAAAGAGAUCGAGGCCAGAAUGGCAGAGCAAGCAAAAAUAAACGUGCAAACCACUAGCAAGCCCCUGCCUCCAAGUAUUCCUCCCAGUCUACAAGGAGCCAACUCAAACAAGUUUUUGAAUGAUGGAAGCUUCUUGCAACAGUUCAUGAAGAUGCAGAAGGACAAACCAAACAAUGGGACUGGUUCCACCGCUGAUACCAAAUCUCCUUCAACCUCGGAAAAAAAGAGCAUUCUUGUUGGCAAGCGGCCUGGCCUUGGAGUCAGUAGCAUGCUAAGUCAGUUCAAGAACUACUCACAGUCCAAGAAGAGUCCCGUUCUCAGCCAGAGGUCGAGUGUGUUUUGCUCUCCCGAUGAUGAAGACGACGAAGAAGAUGAUGAUUACUCCAAAUUCUUAGGGAUGAGAGUCUCUCCCCCAGAGGAUUCAGACACCAGACUCAUUAUCGACAAGAUGGCCUCGUUUGUGGCAGAGGGGGGAUCUGAACUGGAGAGGAAGGCCAAGGAGGAUUAUAAAGACAAUCCUGUUUUCUCAUUUUUGUAUGAUAGAAGCACUUUGGAGUAUCUCUACUACAAAAAAAGAGUUGCAGAAUUGAGGAAGGAUUCAAUAAGAACUGAAAAUUCGUUGGAUAAUGUCUCCCCCCCAGUGGACGCGGAAACCCAGCAAGUGGCUGAGAAGCUGGCCAGAUUUGUGGCGGAGGGUGGCCCCGAUGUGGAAGCCAUUGCUGCAGAGCGCAACCGAGACAACCCCACCUUCAGCUUUUUAUAUGAUUACCAAAGUCCAGCCUUCCACUACUACAAAGACAAACUACAGGAGUAUCGGGCUGCAAAUUCCCAGAGGGCUUUACCUCCUUUAGCGGAGUCAACGACAGAUGUUGAGCGACCGACUGUUCCGUCACCAGGGAUCCCCUCGCCGCUGAUGAACCCACACAUUCAGGAGUCAGACACCCCACCUGUCAAACGGAAGAGGAAGAGCAGAUGGGGGUCUGAAGAUGACAAAGUCGAUUUUCCCAUUCCUCCCAUCAUUAUUCCUCAGGAGAUUAAUGUUCCAGACCCAAUCUUACCCUGUCUCUCUGCUCAGGAGCUCAGGGGUCUUGGUUAUAAGAAGGGGAAGCCUCUUGGUCUGGUUGGAGUGACAGAACUAUCUGAAGAUCAGAAGAAACAACUCAAAGAACAACAAGAUAUGCAAGAGAUGUAUGAGCUGAUCAUGAAGCAUAAGCGUGCGAUGGCAGACAUGCAGGUGAUGUGGGAGAAGGCCAUAAGGGAACACCAACAUGAAUAUGACAGUGAUGAAGAAGUGGACAUGCAGGCAGGGACCUGGGAACAUCGUCUCCGACAGAUGGAAAUGGAGAAGACGCGUGAGUGGGCAGAGUCACUGACAGAUAUGGGUAAAGGGAAACACUUUAUUGGGGACUUCCUGCCUCCUGAAGAGCUGGAGAAGUUCAUGGAGACCUUCAAGGCACUCAAGGAGGGCCGUGACCCAGACUACUCAGAAUACAAAGAGUUUAAGUUGACGGUGGAGAACCUUGGUUUCCGAAUGCUCAUGAAGAUGGGCUGGAAGGACGGUGAUGGCCUCGGGAGUGACGGACAAGGAAUCAAGGCUCCCGUCAACAAGGGAACUACCGCUAUGAACGGAGCAGGUUUCGGAGUCGACCGUCCAGCUGAGCUCGGGAAAAAUGACGAUGAAUAUGAUGCGUAUAGAAAGAGGAUGAUGCUUGCAUACCGCUUCAGGCCAAACCCACUGAAUAAUCCACGGAGACCUUAUUACUGAUGUAGAGGACUGUUCUUGUUCAUGCUUGUUCUUGUUUAUCACAACAACGUUGGUUUCUUCAGUUGCCACAACUCUUACUCACAAUACUUUAUGAAAUGGAAACCUUUGCACAGAAGAAAUGUUGUGAAGUGUGUUAUGGUAAUGAGAAUAGUAAAUUGAUAGAUCCAUCACAUGGGAGGUUUAUUUUGGUUUAGAAAAAAUGUUUUCUUUAAAAAUGUUAACAUGUUUUGUCACAUUUCAAUCAAAAACUGUAACAGCUUUAAAUAUUUAAGACGUAGUUCCGAUGACUUCCAUGAUGAUUUCAUUCUUUUGUGCGACCAUGUUCUCUUUCAAAGCUUCACUUGAUCUUGCAUUCCAACUAAACAACACAGUCCUGUAUUAGUAUACAAACUUAUCUAUGUAUAAUAGCAUUAGGUCAUUUUCAUUACUGUGCUAUACAUUUCAUUUUAUGCUGCACUGUUCACAAUUAAAAAUGGCCAUUUGCUGAA